Uloborus diversus is the source of this 5022-nucleotide messenger RNA. RefSeq lists its product as uncharacterized. The record is from RefSeq and is a predicted model, not a curated record. Gene Ontology annotation, molecular function: metal ion binding. Gene Ontology annotation, biological process: superoxide metabolic process. The transcript has 3 exons. Bases 24 to 1880 code for a protein of 618 amino acids. Lineage: Eukaryota; Metazoa; Arthropoda; Arachnida; Araneae; Uloboridae.
UCAGACUUCUUAUUCCUAUCGCGAUGGAUCGUUCAAGGAUAGCUUUGACGGUUCUGCUUGCUCUGCAACUGCUCUGGGAUGUUACAGAAUCUCAAGUUGUAUCAGCAAGCAGUAGCAAUGGUCUAGUAGCGAGCAUCAAUUCUGGUGGACUGCAAGGCAAUGUUGAAUUUUUAGAUGAUCCUAAAGGAACGGCAAUUCGAGUAUUUCUGAGAGGAGGAACAUACGGAGAAAAAUUUCGAUGGAAAAUUCAUGAAUUCCCAGCAGUUCCUGGAACCUCUAACCCCUGCAGCGAUGAAAAAAUUGGAAGAACGUAUGUUGAUUUUACUGAAACUCAUGGACCUGUUAUCAUUGGACAAGACAUGAUCCUUCUAUCAAAUUUAAAACUGGUAUCGAACGCUUCCAUAUUAGGGAGAACGCUUGUUCUUAGAAGUCCUGAAACCGGACGAUUAUCCUGCGCUGUCAUUCAACCGACUUCCAGAAUACGGACAUAUCAAGCAAAGCUUUCGACUCCAUUGGGAGGAACAGUCAUCAUUCGGCAGAGUGGAUUCGGAACCGGAAUUUUGUCACAGUUAUGGUAUGUUAAUGGUACUCGUCGAGAUAGCAUACAUCGUUGGGCUAUUUUACAAACUCUCACUGGACCUACAGAAACACCAACGUCAGUAUUUCAAAAUGAAAUUACCCGUUGUCAUAAUUUACAAGCAACACCAUUCUUUUACAUAGCAGAAAAGGUAGGCUAUGCCGCUGUUGGGCGUGAACCAAAUUCGAUCACUGGCCGCACUUAUCAUGCUGUAGCAUCUGCGCCUGUAUUAGAAAGAGUUCCUAAUAGCCUUUACUUAGUAGUCUAUUCUGAUAUUGAUCCAUCUGAAAUUCUCGCCUGUGGACAUCUCGUUCCGGUGGAACCGAGACAAGCCAUUGCUAAGUUUGAUUCCGAGGUUGCUGGUGAAAUCUCUUUCCGCCAAGAAUCACCAUUUGAUCCAACGUUAGUAACUAUUAACCUUGCAGAUCUGAACAGAAAAGCUUAUAGUUAUGGUAUUGAUGAAUUACCAUUAAUCUUCAGAGGUGAUAAAACAGAGGUGUGUCCAAAUGUCAAGACUACUAUUUACAACCCACAAAAAAAAUCUCCAGAUGCUGUGCCUGAACCUAACAAAGGAAGUGCUGAUCAAUAUGCUGUUGGAGAUUUGAGUGGAAAAUAUGGACCACUACAGAAUAAAGAAAAGCAUUUUCAACAGGUAUACGAUCCUCAGUUGUCCUUAUUUGGUGUACACAGUGUUAUUGGCCGAGCUAUCGUUGUGUAUGUUCCCGAUGGAAGGCCUCUUGCUUGUGCCAAUAUAGAGCUAUCUGGUAGGCGUGUCAUCACGGCAUUUGCCACAUUUGAUUAUCCUUUGCAAGGACAGCUAAUUUUGCGACAAGAUAGAGAUGAUCCUUCAGCAGAUACGUCAGUAUACUUGGAGCUGUCUUACCCUUCUGGUGCGUCGCAUACCAAAACCUAUCACCAUCCAUGGCAUGUUAAUGAUAGAGCCAUUCCAACUGGCCAGAGAUUCAGUUUAAGUGGCAUUGACUGUCUUCAAGCGGGAUCUACUUUUAAUCCUUACAAUGUUAGCGUAGACGGAUUUUAUUAUGCUCACUGUUCCGGUCUAGCUUCACAAAGGUGCCAAAUUGGAGACUUUUCAGGAAAACUGGGUUACUUGGAUAUUCUACCGUUUGGUGUUCAAGGAAACAAACAGCAAAUAGCUCGUUACUACUUCACAGAUCCUUCGUUACCUCUAGCUGGUCCUGCGAGUGUCAUAGGAAGAUCAGUAAUUAUCAAUGAACCAGAUUUUUCAGCUGGUCGUCUUGCUUGUGCCAACAUAUUUGAACAUUACAGCGAUUAUGGAAAAUAAUCAAAGAUAGCUCCAACUAUUCCAAACACAUUAUUUCGAAUAUUAGUCUAUUCGGGGGCUUGAAAAAAGAAAUGAUAUUUGUCUGCGCUAUUCAUAUUCAAAACUUAUUAUUUCAUUCUACAAAAAGCAAAUUUAGUCAAAAACGAACUCUUAUAAAGUUAAUCAAUUUCAUUAAAUUGUAACCUCACGCAACGCAAAGUACUACACGCUGCAAAACGAAUAUGUAAUAGGCAUUGACAAUGUUCUUUCAUUUUUCGAGACGUUAUACAUGAAAGGUAUAGAUUCUCAUACGUGACAUGAAUCUGUAUCAAAGGAAUUUAUGUUUAACCGUUAUGUCUAUCGUAAUCGAAGUUGUUGUUUCUUUUAAACAUAUUAUAUUUAAUUCAUUUCCAUAAAUGAACAUUCCAUUCUAAAAGUUUUCUGAAGUUUCAGUUAUAGUAAAUUCGUCUCAUUUGUCGAAAUGAAAAUUCAUAGUUUCACUGAAUGUAUGGAGCGUUUUAUAUUUUAAUGCAAAUAUAUUUGCUUGCUAUCCAUGAAGUUCACACAAGCGUAUUGUACAAUGAAGGAUAAAGUUUUCUGUUAAACUAAACGCAUGUGAUUAUGCCAAAGAGAAAAAAGAAAGAAAAAAAAAAUCAUUCAGUUUGUUAGAUAUUUUGAACUAUAUUAAUAAAUAACUUUAUGCUCUAAAUUUCACAUAACUUCAAACCUGGUCAGUUACAUUGAAAAAUUAUCUUGCAAAAUAUUACCCGUGGUUAAGGCAAUUGAUAAGGAAUCAAUGUCCCUGUAUAAAUUUUCGAGAUCUAAAAUAAAGCUCUACAUAUUUCGAGGCAAAUAUUACUUAUGAUAGCCUUUUGCUUUAUAGUAGGUAUUUAUUAACUGUGGAAGGCAUUUAAAAUAAUAUAUUCAUGCACAUCAGUAACACCGAAGCGAAAAAAGAUUUGCAUUGAAAUUAUUUUAAAAAAUAAUGAGUUUAAUAGAUAUUUUUAUUAUUAAUGAAAUAGUUUAAAGUGCUUGUUAUUGCAAUAGCAAUAAAUCAUUAUUUUUGCACAAAAAGUAAGAAGUUUUGGAGAAAAUAAAUUCAGAAACUGAAACACUUUAGCACUGUUAGCAAUUUCUUAUUGCUUUACUAUUGUGAAACAUAGCACUAUUCCUAACAACGUCAUAGCAACAUCCUAACAAUUAUCAAACCAUACAGUCAAAAUAUCGACAUUUUCAAAGUUUUACAUUCUUCAAAAUACUGAACAAAUAAUUGUCGAAUUGUUUUGUAACUUUAGUCAUACAUAUUAGUCUUUAACUGUCACGUUUCUGUAAAAUUCUGUCACACAUGCAUGUAGGGAACCAACAACAAAUUGAAGAAAUAUGAAAGUUUUUUUUUAUUUUCUGGAUCUUAAAGAGUUAGGAAUAAGCUGUAAAUUUCAAAGAAACUUUGCUUGUUACGUACAAAUAUACCAUAUCAUUUUCAUAAAAUAUCACAUAUGUUCAAAGACAUAAACGUUUUUUUUUCUAAAAUACUAAUUUCAUUUGUAAGUUUUUGACUCAUAACAGGCAAAGUCGACUUUUAAACUUUAGGAAAACUUGACAACAUGCAAUAGAAACAAUGCAAUGACAUUUGGAGAAAAAAACGUUAAAAAUUUGAUGGAAGAUAAUGAGCAUUAAAAAAAUGUAAUUUUUCACUAAGCAAAAAAAAUCAUUUUAUAAUUCUUAUAAUUUCGUAGCCAGGUGUACUUGGCUACUUAUUUCUUUCAAAUAUCGAAAAGAUUUGGUCAAACAUUGGCAGUGUAUUGAGCUGUAUUUUUAUGAUUCUUAGGUAUUUGAGGAAUGGUAAAAGGCUGCAAAUAAUCUAUUUUUGUCUCGAAUCGUCACAUAGCAACUGAAGGAUUGCGAACAAGAAUUACUGAUUUGGGAACAACGCCUUACAACGCAUCGCCCAUCCAAGAAUCAUUAAAAAACAGCUGAUUAUACUGCUAAGGUCUUUCUAUUUUUUUUUCAAAAUUCAACUAGAUUUUUUAAAUUAGUUACCACAUACACCUAGCUACGAACUUAGGAAAUUUAUAAGUUGCUAUGUUCCGUGCGGUCACUGCAAAAACAAAAAACAAAACAAAAAAAAAAAAAUAAUAAUAAUUCCUUUAAAUGCUCAUAUCUUGUUAAGUUUUCAUUGUUUCUAUUUCAAGUUUCAAUGAUAGCCUUGUGUGCUGUCAAGCGUUUUGAAAAUCUGGUCAAGUUAGAAGGAAAGCACUGCCGGUUAUGAGCCAAAAACUUUCAAAUGAAAUUGGCAUUUUUGAAAGAAUUACUUACAUCUUUGAAAGUAAGUGAUAUUUUAAUGAAAAUCAUUUUUGUGCAUAGCAACUAAACUAAUUUGUAAUGAAGCUUUUUUCCAGCUUCCUACAAUCUAAGAUGAUCAAAAAACGUUUCUGCUUCUUCAAUUUGUGGUUGGUUCCCUAAAUGCAUGCCUGGUCGAAUUUUUUAUGGUGUGGGGUGAAGCGUACUUUUUAUGUGAUAAAAUUUAUAAAUUAAUUCGACAGAUAUUUCACUAAAAAUUCGGAAAACUCACUUGUCCAUAACAAAGUGUCCAUAUACAUUUGGUCUAGUAGUGUUGUUCAGACAUACGCGACUACUAUGUAAUUUUCACGAGUGGUAUGCCAAAAACUAUGUGAACUGUUGUUUUAUACUGUAUUUUUGAUAUUGUUGCCUCCAAAAUAUAAUUGUAUGGAUUUUAAAAUUCAGUGACAAAUGAUAGUUUUCUUACAUUAGGGUCAUCUUUCAGUAUUUAACAGGGAAAUGAUUCCUGUACGUAACGCUAAGUCUCGAAUUAUUUAUUUCACUGUAAAAAUAAAAAAGCGAGAUGACAAUAAUAGAAAACUUUGUUCAGUGUAUUUUUACAGUGAAAAAUAGAUAAAUAUUUCGAGAUUUAGCUUAAAAUGGGAGACAUUUCAUAUCCAAAUUCUAUGGAAUGACUCAUCAGCUAAUUUUUCAAUGUGAGUUCAUUUUUUUUUCAUGCUUGUAAUACUUUUUUUCUACUAUUUUCAUUACGAGCAAUAAUUUCGAUUAUCGAUUUGUCUUGCAGUUUUGUCCCAAAUUUGCCAUUAAUAUUCUUUUACCUACUUGUAUCUAUAUUUAUUUCUAAUCAAAAUAAAGUUACUAA